Molecule: messenger RNA, 420 nt
Organism: Pichia kudriavzevii
Lineage: Eukaryota; Fungi; Ascomycota; Pichiomycetes; Pichiales; Pichiaceae
Exons: 1
Coding region: 1-420 (139 amino acids)
Biological process (GO): endoplasmic reticulum to Golgi vesicle-mediated transport; retrograde transport, endosome to Golgi
Cellular component (GO): COPII-coated ER to Golgi transport vesicle; Golgi cis cisterna; endoplasmic reticulum
Source: RefSeq, a predicted model, not a curated record
AUGCUCUGGCUUUCUCAGACACAGAAGUUUGGUGUUUUUUUCACCUCUGCCGGGGCCCUACUUUUUUUCCUUGGGAUUAUGUCCUUCUUUGAUGCUGGUUUGCUGUCAAUGGCCAAUAUACUCUUCUUGGUGGGGAUUUGUCUUAUUAUUGGUCCACAGAAAACUCUGUACUUUUUCACAAGACCGGAAAAAAUACGUGGGACACUUGCUUUUGCUAUAGGAAUCAUUCUCAUUCUCUCCAAGCGGCCAUUUAUUGGGUUUGUUGUUGAAACAUUUGGAAUACUGGCCUUGUUUGGCGAGUUCUUUGCAACUCUAGUCCAGUUCUUGAGGUCAAUGCCAGUCAUUGGACCAUUCUUAUCCCAUCCUAUGGUUGCUCCAGUGGUGGACAGAAUUGCAGGUGUUCGUGUCCUUCCAAUCUGA